GAGAAAAGGUAGGAGCGGCGGACGAUGGCGCUCAGUUGUCAGUUGAGUGUCGUGAGCGACGCACGCUUCUAUCUGCACCUCCUCCACACAAAUUCUACUCAACAUGAGAGAAAUCGUACACGUGCAGACCGGCCAGUGCGGCAACCAGAUCGGCACCAAGUUCUGGGAGAUCAUCAGUGACGAACAUGGCUUGACAGCAGCGGGCACACUACGCGAGAAUGUUCCUCACGAUGUCAGGGAGCUGCAGCUGGAGAGGAUCAAUGUUUAUUACAGUGAGGGUGCCCCAGGGAAGUACGUGCCCCGGGCUAUUCUGGUGGACUUGGAGCCUGGUACGAUGGACUCUGUCAAGGCUGGCCCACUCGGAGAGCUCUUCAAACCCAGCCACUUUGUCUUCGGUCAGUCCGGCGCGGGGAACAACUGGGCCAAGGGUCACUACACGGAGGGGGCCGAACUGGUGGACUCGGUUUUGGAUGUGGUAAGGAAGGAAGCUGAGAAUUGCGACUGCCUUCAAGGCUUCCAGAUGACACAUUCACUGGGUGGGGGCACGGGCUCUGGCAUGGGCACACUCCUCAUCUCCAAGAUCAGGGAGGAGUUCCCAGACAGGAUCAUGAACACUUUCUCCGUCGUUCCGUCCCCCAAGGUAUCAGACACCGUGGUGGAGCCCUACAAUGCGACCCUCUCCAUCCACCAACUUGUGGAAAACACAGACCAGACCUACUGCAUCGACAACGAAGCCCUCUACGACAUCUGCUUCCGUACACUCAAGCUGGCCAACCCCACCUAUGGCGAUCUCAACCAUCUAGUUUCCCUCACUAUGUCAGGUGUUACCACCUGCUUACGCUUCCCUGGACAGCUCAAUGCCGAUCUCAGGAAACUGGCAGUCAACAUGGUACCCUUCCCACGUCUCCACUUCUUCAUGCCAGGGUUCGCACCUCUUACAGCCCGCGGAUCUCAGCAGUACCGUGCCCUCACAGUCCCUGAACUGACACAACAAAUGUUUGAUGCCAAGAACAUGAUGGCUGCCUGUGAUCCCCGCCACGGUCGCUAUCUCACUGUCGCCGCAGUGUUCAGAGGAAAGAUGUCCAUGAAGGAAGUUGAUGAACAGAUGUACAAUAUCCAGAGCAAAAACUCUUCAUACUUUGUCGAAUGGAUCCCUAAUAACGUCAAGACGGCCGUAUGUGACAUUCCUCCUAGAGGUAUCAAGAUGGCCUCCACCUUUAUUGGUAACUCAACAGCCAUCCAGGAACUUUUCAAACGCAUAUCAGAGCAGUUCACGGCUAUGUUCAAAAGAAAGGCUUUCCUCCACUGGUACACAGGUGAGGGCAUGGACGAGAUGGAGUUCACUGAAGCAGAAUCCAACAUGAACGAUCUGGUCUCAGAAUACCAGCAGUACCAAGAAGCCAGCAUUGACGACGAAGAAGAGAUUGGAGAAUAUGAGGAAGAUGCCGAACAUGAUGCUGCCUAAAUAACGAUUCCAUAUGACCUCUGACCUGCUCUAAGCCGGUCACUAGUGUAUUGUAAGUAAUCAAAGGUCACUGGCUAAGGAAGAGGAUGUUGGGUGUAAGUUGUUAUGCUGAAGUUUAGAGCAAUGACUAACCUGAGCUUGAACAUAACAUAUGCAUUGUAUAGCCUCGACCUUGCCACAAACAUCACCUACCUACGUUAUUCUCCAGAGAUGUAUUCACAUUCUGUUGGCAACUGAGCCCCCGCAGAGUACCUAGUCCGAGGAAGCCUCGCGCUAGAGCGCCCUCCAAUGACCCGACAUUCGCAAUAACACCACCUUCAGGAGCAUCACCUGCUGCUCCUACUCAUAUAUAUGGCCAUACACAAACUUCCAGAACAUUUUCAUCUGUUUGAACCCACCUGUCAUCCCUGUGUUAUCACCAAUCUGUGCAAGUGCUCUGCAACACUUGAUGUCCAAUAAGGAAUAUCCUCAGUUUUACAAGUAUGGAAAGCUCAGAAAGGUGAUGACAGGAGACCAAGGUGGUCAGAUGAUUUACAGCUGGUAGGAGGGGCGGUGGUCCACCCCUGGAGUGACCACUUCUCUCGUCUGCUCAAUAGUAACACGUCGGAGGUCAACGAUGCUUCACUCACCCUUUUUUUUUUUGCAUCCUUUCUUCAUUUUUCUCCCCUACAUCAUUUCUCCCUCCACUAUAUUCUGCCUCACACAUGUUGUCAUUUAAUCUAAGUAAGAUUUUAAAAAAGUAGAAUUAUAUAGCUUUUAUAUGAAUUUAAUUAUUAUCCUUGAUGAAACAUUAGACUUUCUUUUGAUGCUACAACACAACCAUUGAGGGAGGCGGCGCGUGACGUCACCAGUUGUGGGUGUUAUCUUGUGGGUGUCACUGAAGUUAUUCAUUACCAAGUGUUCUUCACCUGUCGCCGCCCACACAAUCGUCAGCACCGAGUCAGAACCCCCUCCCACUUGGAUAGUACCCUUGGCCAUUUAUCAUUACCACUCACGACCCAGGGAGUGUCUCCCGCCCAUAGGGAAAUACAGGACCUUCACCUUCGCCCACUUUACAUGACCCAAAGUUCAACACAUUUCCUCCUUGUCCAGGAAGGAAUAGACCAGUCUAGCCACACCGACGACGAUAAAUAUCUAGGCCUUUGCCCACACCCGUCCACCCUCUGAAACUUUCCGCGCUUUCAGUGCGGCACGCGAGUGUGUUGUGCCGCCCGCAGGAACCUUCCAUCACUACCCUUCCUAAGACAAAUCUAACACGGCACAAAUAAAAGUCACAAAAUUAA
Cherax quadricarinatus is the source of this 2748-nucleotide messenger RNA. Its product is annotated as tubulin beta-4B chain. The record is from RefSeq and is a predicted model, not a curated record. Lineage: Eukaryota; Metazoa; Arthropoda; Malacostraca; Decapoda; Parastacidae. Gene Ontology annotation, molecular function: GTP binding; structural constituent of cytoskeleton; GTPase activity. Gene Ontology annotation, biological process: mitotic cell cycle; microtubule cytoskeleton organization. Gene Ontology annotation, cellular component: microtubule; cytoplasm.